UCUCCCUCACCACCAUUGCUCUCUCUCUCUCCUCCUUCUCUCUCCUCACAAUGCCGCAAUGCUUUGACGUCUCUCUUCUGUUGUGAAGAAACGCUGAAGCAUUGCAAAAAAUUGGAUCUGAAACUCGUCAAUUUCAUGGAGUCAUAACAGAUCUAUUGAGUUUCAGUAAUCCAGAGUGAGAGAGAGAAGCUGAGCAGAGCAAUUUCCCCUGUUUUAUUUUUCAAUUUCUCAUCUGAAAAAGAGGGGGAAAAGUGAGCAACAAUGGCGGAAAUAUCGGGGAAAAAUUUCAUACCGGAGCAGUUCCAGGGCUACACGCCGGACAUCGCGGGGCAAAUCGGUCUGCUGUGGGAGCUAAUCAAGGCGCCAUUGAUCGUGCCGCUGCUCACCGUCUGCGUCUACAUUUGCCUGGCGAUGUCGAUAAUGGUGUUCAUCGAGCGGCUGUACAUGGGCGUCGUCAUCGUCCUGGUCCACCUCUUCUGGAAGAAGCCGGAGAAGCGCUACAGAUAUGAGCCGAUGAAGGACGAUUUGGAGAGCGGCAACGCCGGCUACCCUAUCGUCCUUGUUCAGAUCCCCAUGUUCAAUGAAAAAGAGGUUUAUAAGAUCUCCAUUGGCGCAGCUUGCAAUCUCUCGUGGCCUGCUGAUCGGCUUGUAAUCCAGGUUCUAGAUGAUUCUACUGAUCCAAUCGUGAAGGAUAUGGUUGAGAGGGAGUGCAUAAGAUGGGCAAACAAGGGCAUAAAUAUCACCUACCAAAUUAGAGAGACGAGGGGCGGCUACAAGGCCGGAGCACUUAAAGAAGGGCUCAAGCGCGAUUACGUUAAACCGUGUGAGUACGUCGUCAUCUUCGAUGCGGAUUUCCGGCCCGAGCCUGAUUUUCUCCGACGAUCUGUGCCGUUCCUCAUCCACAACCCCAAGAUUGCUCUCGUCCAGGCCCGUUGGCGAUUCGUGAAUUCAAACGAAUGCUUGCUGACGAGGAUGCAAGAAAUGUCAUUGGAUUACCAUUUUAAAGUUGAGCAAGAAGUUGGAUCAGCCACUCAUGCAUUCUUUGGCUUCAAUGGAACUGGAGGGAUAUGGAGGAUCGCGGCCAUAAACGAGGCCGGGGGAUGGAAGGACAGGACCACAGUGGAGGACAUGGACCUUGCGGUUAGGGCUGGUCUCAAGGGCUGGAAAUUUCUCUACUUAGGAGAUCUACAAGUGAAGAGUGAACUCCCAAGUACUUUCAAAGCAUUCAGGUUCCAGCAGCACAGGUGGUCUUGUGGCCCUGCCAAUUUGUUCAGGAAAAUGGUGGUGGACAUUGCAACAAAUAAGAAAGUCACUUUGUACAAGAAGUUCUAUGUGAUCUACAGCUUCUUCUUCGUUCGAAAGAUCAUAGCUCACUUGUUCACUUUCUUCUUCUACUGCGUUGUUCUUCCAUUGUCAAUCCUCGUCCCAGAAGUCUACGUUCCUAAAUGGGGAUCCAUCUACCUUCCCUGCAUCAUCACGGCCCUCAACUCAGUCGGAACUCCAAGGUCAUUUCAUCUAUUGUUCUAUUGGGUACUGUUCGAGAAUGUGAUGUCGUUCCAUCGCUCAAAGGCCACAUUUAUCGGUCUAUUGGAAGCUGCAAGGGUGAAUGAAUGGGUGGUGACUGAGAAACUCGGAGACACACUCAAGAACAGCAAAGCAGGCAAAAUAGCAUCUAAAAUAUCCUUAUCUAAGUUGCUAGGAGAUAGGAUCAACCUGCACGAGCUCGGAUUUGCUGUGUUUCUCUUCAUCUGUGGCUGCUAUGACUUCAUGUAUGGGAAGAACUGCUACUUCAUAUACCUGUUUCUUCAAGUCAUCACCUUCACAAUCGCGGGGCUCGGAUACGUUGGCACCAUUGUUCCGAGCUCUUGACUUAUGAUGAUGAGCAUCUCUCUGCCUCUCACAUUCCUGUAUCUGUAUCUUUACCAAAAAACAAAUGUACACAAGAUUGCUUGCUUGCUCUGUUUUGGUGUAUUCGCCCGCGAUUUCUGUCAGCAAAUACUGGCAGGAAAGCACAGAAGAAAUGCAGGAGAGCAUGUUAUACAGUUGAAGAAGAAACAAUUGAUGAAGGAGCAUAAGUAUCAUAAAUAUUAUAGGAUAGGAAUAAUAUUGUUUCCCUUUUGAUAUUUUCUCUAGCUUAUAUAGUGGUUGUUGUAGUUGUGUGACAUUGCAUUUCAUUUUGUUAGUUGGUUAAAGUUUUGUGAUGAAAUUUUUAUGAAUUUUUGGUGGGAUUUUUGGUGCAUCCAUGCAGUGAACUAUAUGUAUUCCCUUCUCA
Messenger RNA from Salvia hispanica, 2272 nucleotides. Its product is annotated as glucomannan 4-beta-mannosyltransferase 2-like. NCBI's taxonomy places the organism in Eukaryota, Viridiplantae, Streptophyta, Magnoliopsida, Lamiales, Lamiaceae. Gene Ontology annotation, molecular function: mannan synthase activity. Gene Ontology annotation, cellular component: Golgi apparatus. The record is from RefSeq and is a predicted model, not a curated record.